Messenger RNA from Notothenia coriiceps (black rockcod), 1224 nucleotides. RefSeq names its product guanine nucleotide-binding protein G(i) subunit alpha-2-like. Gene Ontology annotation, biological process: gamma-aminobutyric acid signaling pathway; adenylate cyclase-inhibiting G protein-coupled receptor signaling pathway; G protein-coupled adenosine receptor signaling pathway. The record is from RefSeq and is a predicted model, not a curated record. The transcript has 5 exons. Lineage: Eukaryota; Metazoa; Chordata; Actinopteri; Perciformes; Nototheniidae. Bases 628 to 1224 code for a protein of 198 amino acids. Gene Ontology annotation, cellular component: cytoplasm; heterotrimeric G-protein complex. Gene Ontology annotation, molecular function: GTPase activity; GTP binding; G protein-coupled receptor binding.
ACGGGCUGUCUCUCUGUUAGUCGGACAGAGGGGAACUUCACGGCGGCUACGGGUGUGGCUUCAAACGUGAUAAAUCUCAACUGGGGGAAGAAUGCUUAACGGCACUAGGGAUUAAAGCAAAACAAAAAUACAGAGCAGUGAAGAUCAAUAUUAUCUGAAAGGUGUGUGGUGUGUGUGCGGUAUCCUCACUGGCAGCAGGAAUCCGUGUGUGCUCGGGUUUUCAACAGCUGGAAUACUUUUUAUUUUUGCUCAACUCCUGUUUUCGUGUAUUUUAACCUGCUCUCUUGUUAGACUGUACGAACUACCGUUUUACCUAAAAGUGGAACGUUAGAAAAAAGUUCCUUGAGUCGCUGGACAACUUCUCAACUCUGACAAGAAACCACAAAUGCUGGUGAAGUGACUGAACAACUAAGUGUGUUUUUGGGAAUUGUUAGAAAUCCAAGUUCACAUUGCAGGAGGAAAUCUAUGUUUCUAGUCCCCUGUCGCCUCUCACCAACAAGAGAAGUCGCCUUACCCAACUUCAGCCCUUGUUUUUUUAAAUAAGGGUUUUUCGGACUCAGCCGAUACAUUAUUUCUCAGGUGAUAUUUCCCCACUAAGCAGCAGUCCUGAAGCGCGCACUAGGAACCAUGGGUUGUACGGUUAGUCAGGAAGAUAAAGCCGCGGCCGAGAGGUCUAAAAUGAUUGAUAAAAACCUCAGAGACGAUGGGGAGAAGGCGGCGAGAGAAGUGAAACUGCUGCUGCUGGGUGCUGGAGAGUCGGGGAAGAGCACCAUUGUGAAGCAGAUGAAGAUUAUCCAUGAGGAUGGGUACUCAGAAGAUGAGUGUAAGCAGUACAGAGCCGUUGUCUACAGCAACACAAUCCAGUCCGUUAUGGCCAUCAUCAAAGCUAUGGCCAACCUUAAGAUCGACUAUGAGGAACCUACAAGAGCGGACGAUGCCCGCCAGCUGUUUGCUCUGUCCGCAGCAGCAGAGGAGCAGGGCAUCCUGCCAGAAGAUCUGUCCAACGUCAUCCAGCGGCUGUGGGCUGACGGUGGUGUGCAGGGCUGCUUCACACGGGCCAGAGAGUACCAGCUCAAUGACUCAGCAGCAUACUAUCUAAAUGACCUGGAGAGGAUAGGCAAGCCAGAUUACAUCCCCACACAGCAGGACGUGCUGCGGACCCGAGUGAAGACCACGGGCAUCGUGGAGACACAUUUCACCUUCAAGGAUCUGCACUUCAAGUAA